Molecule: messenger RNA, 810 nt
Organism: Haliotis rubra (blacklip abalone)
Lineage: Eukaryota; Metazoa; Mollusca; Gastropoda; Lepetellida; Haliotidae
Exons: 3
Coding region: 99-503 (134 amino acids)
Source: RefSeq, a predicted model, not a curated record
UGUGAAGAAGAUGGGUCAAGGCUGUCCUUAUAUAAAGGAUGUGGAGUCAGAGGUCCCCGGCAGAAGUUCCUCGAUCUACCACCGUAUAACACUGAAACAUGAAGUCUUCCAUUAUCCUAAUGUGGGUCGUGGUACUGUUCUGUGUGAACGCCCAGGACACCGAAGACACGGAACCGUCGCAUCCCGAACACAGCGUGAAGGGUAUUCUGGAGGGCCUGAAGUCAGGAUUUAGCAGAACUCUGGGUUCCGUUUUCGGUCUGGCAAAGGAUAAGUUCAAGCUGGUCCUCUCCGGUCUGAAAAAACUAAAGAAGACAGUGGCCAAAGGGAUCCUCAACAAGUUCAUUGACUUGCGAGACAAGCAGCAUGAUUUCGGAGAUGCUGAAAGUGCACAGAGGGUGGCCCAAAUGAUGCAGGUUCUGGAGACCAGUGGGGCAUCGACGUCAUACGUCACCAUGGCGUCCUUAACGAUUCCACUCCUUGCAAUGGUGGCGCUGGGGUUGUAAGCUUAUCUGGACUCAAGAACCUCUACUGGAAAUAACUGUAUAGUGUUGCUGGUCAACGUUUUGCGUAUCGAGAUCAGUGCCACGAUAAUCGCACUGGCAAGUCGCGUAUCCAUGGUAACACAGUAUGAACUUGAAUUGUAAAAUACUCCAGGUACGAUACAUCUGGAGUGUUUGAGCUGUUUGUGGACUCCAAUACACUCAUAGUGACGAGUUUCCAUGCAUUGUUUCGCGUCCUCACUAUCGCUAAGAAAUGUUUCGUUAUAGCAAUAAAUACUUUUUGGGAAUAAAUUAUUUUGUGCUACACUCA